Messenger RNA from Ceraceosorus bombacis, 346 nucleotides. The record is from the annotation of a GenBank genome assembly. NCBI's taxonomy places the organism in Eukaryota, Fungi, Basidiomycota, Exobasidiomycetes, Ceraceosorales, Ceraceosoraceae.
AUGGGCACCCGUCAUCUCGCCUUGGCAGAGUGGGACAUUUCAACCAGCGCGAUGUCCGCCUCGGUGCAUCUUCAUUCCGUCCUGCUCCAGGCUUUACCCGCAGCGCUGCGAGACACCGAAGCAAAUAUUCGAUGUCCCCUCGCGCCCAAUGCUAUUCGAGACGCAGCUGGCAAAGCGGGUUGGAAGGUGCGAGGAGGAAUAACGGUCAAAUCACCUGAUCUCGAAGACGCCCAAUGGGAGGUCUAUGCCGCUAAGGCAGCCAUCGCGAAAAUGAAGAAAGCACAAUUAAAGAACGAAGACCAGAUCGCUCUGGAUGCUCACGAGGCUGCAUUGCAAGCCGCAAUAA